UAAGCACAGACUUCAACAUCUUCACCAUCAUCACCUUCCCACAUUUAUUACUGCUUUGUCACAUUCAAGUUCGCCCCCUACUCUCAGCCACCGCUUUGGCUCUUUUGUGCUUGGGAAUCGACUUGUCUCGUUUCCCAGUACAUCAUAGUCAUGGCUGGCAAAACCAUUGUCGUUGUGGGCGCUGGUCCUGUUGGCGCCUUGGCUGCUCUUUUUGCGUCGUCCCGAGGGUAUCAAGUCCAUGUCUACGAACUUCGACCAGACCUCCGAAACGCUGGAACGCAGCCGCUCAACUUCACAAAGUCAAUCAAUCUUGCUUUGUCAGAACGUGGCAUCCACGCACUUCGCUCCACCGGGAACAAUGAGCUUGUUCAAUCAAUCCUGGAACGGACCAUUCCCAUGCAUGGAAGAAUGAUUCACACUCGUUCAGCCACGGGAACCAUUUCUCAGCAGUCCCAGCUCUACGAUGUACACGGUCGCUAUCAGCGCUCCAUUGACCGUGGAGAGAUCAACGACAUUCUGCUGGACCAUCUGGCUUCGCUGCCUAAUGUCAAGCUCUUCUUCCAGCACAAGUUGACCGGGGCGGACUUUCAGAAGAAAAAGGCAUGGUUUGAGAUGAUGGAUAAACCUUCAUCCUCUGGCCGAGCCAGAGAAAUCGAAAUCGACUUUGACCUCAUGAUUGGCGCCGAUGGUGCUCAUUCCGCCACUAGAUUCCACAUGAUGAAGUUUGCUAGAUUGGAUUAUCAGCAGGAAUAUAUCGAUUGCAUGUGGUGCGAGUUCAAAAUGGCCCCCAACGCUUCCGGCGACUUCGCCAUUCAUCCGAAUCGUCUCCAUAUCUGGCCAGCUGGAGCCUUCAUGUUCAUUGCUUUACCAAACCUGGACAAGUCCUUUGUUUGCACCCUCUUUGGCCCGGUUAGUCUUUUCAACAGGCUUGAACAAAGCAGUCAAGAUGAAAUUGUGGCUACAUUCGACAAAUACUUCCCGGGUGUGACUGAUCACAUCCGGCCGGAUGACCUGGUUCAGCAAUUCAGACGAAAUCCGCAUCUCCCUCUGAUCAAUAUCAAGUGCUCUCCUUAUCAUUUCAGCGACUCGGUCGUCAUCGUUGGCGAUGCUGCACACGCAAUGGUGCCUUUCUAUGGUCAGGGAAUGAAUGCCGGCCUUGAAUCUGUCAGAGUCCUUUUUUCCAAGCUCGAUCAGCUGUCUCGCGUCGAUGAAGCGCUUGCCGCUUACACAGAUGAACGCAAAGCCGAUGCUCACGCCAUCGCCGAUCUGGCACUUGCCAAUUACACCGAGAUGAGAUCAUCAGUCACAUCCCCUGUCUAUAAACUGCGAAAGCAGAUCGAAGAAUUUUUGUACCAUUACGCUCCUGGCCUGGGAUGGGCCACCCAAUAUUCUCGCGUCAGUUUCAGUAAUACACGAUACAGCGAGGUCAUUAUCAAGUCACAAUCCCAAAAGCAAAUAUUAACCUGGUUACUCGGCUCAGUAAUCACAGGCGGAACAUAUGCCGCGUUCAAGAUCUUCAGAAAAUUCUUUCGCCAGCACUAGUUCCAUCCAUCUGGCUUCCCGGUCCUCGUAACAUUCCAGUGUGGGCGUCGUGAGGAAAGGAGAGACCAGUCGACCGCUUACAUUGCUGGCAUCGCACCGCGCUCAUCCCAAUAGCCAUACGAAGACUGCAACUCGGACUCAUUGCGACAUUGGGGAUGUUCAUAGUCUUGAGUGGAGCCGAAUGGCCAAACCGGAGUAAAACAAAUCCUUCCCAACUCACAUUGGUCGCAGCGUUUCCAUAUGGUCCAGUCCAAAUAGGUGAUGAGUGACUGUAUGUCAGCCACAGCCUGAGCGACAUCGACACGGGUGCUGAAGGCACGGAGGAGUGUGGAACAGAUCCUGGUCGACACCAAACUCAAGGCACGACCGGCAAUCGAGCUCGGUUUGACUUGCCCGCCUGGCAUGUUUUGUGCCACACAGCGUGCCACUUCGGCGUCAAAAUCUCGUGCAUCAGAGUCAAUGAAAUUAGCGAGCAGCCUGUCGAGCUCCUUGAGAAAAUGAGUUCGGUCCACAAUUCUCCCAGAUGUCAAGUAUUUCAGCUCGGUCGCAUAUCUUGCCACGAUCAUGUCUGCGACACUUUGCCAAUCUGUAAACUGUCCCGCACUCAAAUCCUCCGUGCUGUCCCAGUCAUUCACCACCUUGUCCAGCUCACAACGAAGAGUGUUUAGAUCUUGAUCUGAGGUGCUAGUCAGUCGGGGCAAAUGAGCGUCUGGAAGAAAUAGAUCCAUGUCAUGGCUGAAGGCCGUGACGAAGUUGUUGUAGUCUAGAGUAACACGGUGGCCACCGAUGCCGUCGUAGCGUGAGGCCACGGCAUGGAUCCAAUUCCAUAUGGACCUUGAUGGUGUAUAGUCUUUGGAUAGUGCUGACCCUGCUCGGGUGGCCGUCUGGAAAUCGAGAGAUUGGUCGAAGGAGCACAUGAUGAUCUCAAAUCCAGCUUCCAUGCGGAUGAAGCCCUUGAUUUUGCCUCCCCAACGCUCUUUGGACAGCUUGCACAGACCACUAGCACGCUCAUACUCCCAAAAUCGGUCAUCAUCUGCAUCAGUGCGAUUAAGAAGAAGGAUGUCUUGAACGUCAAGUGUUCCUUUGGAUGUCUUUCCUGCCGACAUGCCGUCGAUAUACAGUAAGGGGG
Molecule: messenger RNA, 2671 nt
Organism: Exophiala mesophila
Lineage: Eukaryota; Fungi; Ascomycota; Eurotiomycetes; Chaetothyriales; Herpotrichiellaceae
Exons: 2
Coding region: 151-1542 (463 amino acids)
Biological process (GO): quinolinate biosynthetic process; NAD+ metabolic process; L-tryptophan catabolic process
Cellular component (GO): mitochondrial outer membrane
Molecular function (GO): kynurenine 3-monooxygenase activity; FAD binding; NAD(P)H oxidase H2O2-forming activity
Source: RefSeq, a predicted model, not a curated record